This is a messenger RNA of Podarcis muralis (Common wall lizard), 731 nucleotides long. Its product is annotated as ferritin heavy chain A-like. The record is from RefSeq and is a predicted model, not a curated record. Gene Ontology annotation, molecular function: ferrous iron binding; ferric iron binding. NCBI's taxonomy places the organism in Eukaryota, Metazoa, Chordata, Lepidosauria, Squamata, Lacertidae. Gene Ontology annotation, cellular component: cytoplasm. Gene Ontology annotation, biological process: intracellular iron ion homeostasis; iron ion transport.
UGGGCAGCACUGCUGCUAAUCACUAGCUGGCCUGCCUCUAAAUGGUAUACAUAUAACACCUGGGAUCCAAGCAGCUCUACAAGACGCUUGUGUUAAUAUUUGUUGUUGCUGAUUGUGCUUGCUGUAACUCGAAGAUGGUGUCUCAGGUGUGCCAGAACUACCAUACUGACUGCCAAGCUGCUAUAAACCGAAUGAUUAACCUGGAGCUCUAUGCUAGCUAUGUCUACCUGUCCAUGUCCUACCACUUUGACCGUGAUGAUGUUUCCCUGCAUCACAUGGCCAAGUUCCUGAAAGAGCAAUCCCAGGAAGAGAGGAAGCAUGCGGAGAAGUUCCUGCAGUACCAGAACAAACGGGGAGGACGCAUCCUGCUGAAGGACAUCAAGAAGCCAGAGAAGGAUGAGUGGGGAAGCAGCGUGGAUGCCCUGCAGUCUGCCCUGGAGCUGGAGAAGGUGGUGAACCAGGCCUUGCUGGAUCUGCACAAGCUCGCAACAGAGAAGGGAGACCCUCAUCUGUGUGACUUCCUGGAGACGGAAUACCUGGAAGAGCAGGUGAAGGCCAUCAAGCUGCUUGGAGACCACCUCACGAACCUGAGGCGCCUGGGGGUGCCCCAGAAUGGCACGGGAGAUUACCUCUUUGACAAGCUCACUUUGGGAGAGAGCAGCUGUGCAGCAUCUUAAAAUGUGAUAGCAUAUGAUGGUGUUAAAAAAAUAAAUUAUUGUCCUAAAUGCAAA